AUGAGAAAUAAAUGUAAAUGUUUUUAAGCAAAAGAAGAAUCAACUUAAAUAUAGAUAAUAAAGAAUGAGAGAUCAUAUGAUAUAAGAAAAUAAUUAAUUAGCGAAAGAAAACUGUUGAAUUAAAGAAGACAUAAUACUGAAACAAUAUAUUAAUCAAUUAAUAAUUGA
Paramecium sonneborni is the source of this 168-nucleotide messenger RNA. Lineage: Eukaryota; Ciliophora; Oligohymenophorea; Peniculida; Parameciidae. The record is from the annotation of a GenBank genome assembly.